UCUUUUCCUUUUUUAUUCCCGCGCUUUAAAUGCCACUUUUUUAAUUAUUUUAUUUUCCGCUUCUAUUCUGUCUUCAGCCUCUCUCUUUUGUCUUGUUCGUCAAAGUUGUUUCCUCUGCUUUUUUUCUUUUCUUUUCCAUAGCAGAACAGACGCUCACACUCUCCCUCGAUAAUCUUCCUCGUAUUUCCUUUACCCAUAAAAGCAAAAAAAAAGAACCCACAAAUUUUCAUCUCCACAAACCACUUUUUCUCUCUUCAAUUCCUUCUACAAAUCCCUCUAAUGGAGACAUUCAAAUGCAGAUCAGUCCCUAAUGGCAAGAGCAAGCUAGCUCGAACGUUCCAAAAAGUAAUCAAAAUCAGAACUGCAACCAAGGUAGCCUCUAAUAACAAUGGCGUUGGUCAUGGCAUUGGGAUUUGUAUGCUUACAUCGCAACAUAGAUUCGAAGGAGGAGAUUCCCCCACAUUUUGCAGGUCCAACAGCAGUAGUACGGAAAAACAGGGAGAAGUGAAGGCGAGGCAGAGAGCGGUGAUGGAGGCUUUGGUGGCCAAGCUCUUCGCCAGUGUCACUUCCAUCAAGGCUGCAUAUGCAGAGCUUCAAAUGGCGCAGAGUCCCUACAACAGCGAAGCGAUUCAGGCGGCGGACCAGGCGGUUGUUGAUGAAUUGAAGGCCAUUUCUGAGCUGAAGAGAAGUUUCUUAAAGAAAAUACUCGACUUUUCUCCUCAGGUUACUAUGAUGCUCGCAGAGAUUCAAGAACAGCAGAGCUUGAUGAAGACUUACGAGAUCACGAUCAAGAAACUGGAAUCCCAAGUUGAGAUUAAAGAGUAUGACAUUUCUUCGCUCAAGAAAAAACUUGAUGAUUCAAUUGGGUAUAACAAAUCACUGGAGAACAAACUGAAUGCUAGUGGGUCUUUGUCAAUGAUCGAUUAUAUCCAGGUUUCAAGGUUGAAUAUAACCAAUUUUGUACAGGUUUUGCAAUACACAUUGAGAUCUAUGAGGAGUUUCGUUAAACUGAUGAUCCGAGAAAUGGAGUUGGCACAUUGGGAUUUGGAUUCAGCAGCCAGAGGAAUAGAACCAGACGCAGUGUUUACAAACCCAAGCCAUCGUUGUUUUGUGUUCGAAUCGUUUGUUUGCAGAACAAUGUUCGAAGGUUUCAAUCAACCCCAUUUCAUGCUCACAAGCGAAACCCAGAAACAAGAUAAGCCUCCGACUGAUUACUACAUCAACAGAUUCAAAAAUCUCAAAUCUUUGACACCCAAACAGUUUCUAACCCAAAAUCCCAACUCCUCGUUUGCAAAAUUUACAAGAAUCAAGUACCUCUCAGUAGUACAUGCCAAGAUGGAGUGCUCUCUGUUCGGGAAUCUCAAUCAGCGGAAGCUAUUGAACUCUGGGAGCGUACCGGAUUCUGGUUUCUUCACGGGUUUUGCAGAGAUGGCGAAGCGGGUUUGGGUUUUGCACAGUUUGGCGUUCUCAUUCGGUGAAGAUGUUAAUGUUUAUCAGGUGAAGAAGAAUUGCAGAUUCUCAGAGGUGUACAUGGAUGCUGUUAGUGAUGAAUCGGUAAUGGUAUCCCCAAGUCAGAGUUCCAUACUGGGCAAGGAGAAUCUCAGAGUGGGUUUUACGGUGGUGCCAGGGCUCAAGAUCGGGAAAAAUGUUAUACAGAGUCAAGUCUACUUGCCAACGGCUACUUCUCCUUCUCCGGCGCGUCUUUGAUUCCGGUUUGUGAUUUUGUACCACACUAGGAAUCAAAAUUAUGACAUUAUAGAUUCAACGUGCCGGAGAAGUCUGUUUAGGCGAGCAUACUCUCCUUAAGCUAAUAGUCUUACGGAUCCUCCUGUGGUUUUUGUUUCAAAUAUCUCAAUUAUCAA
Messenger RNA from Tripterygium wilfordii, 1862 nucleotides. RefSeq names its product protein GRAVITROPIC IN THE LIGHT 1-like. The transcript has a single exon. The record is from RefSeq and is a predicted model, not a curated record. NCBI's taxonomy places the organism in Eukaryota, Viridiplantae, Streptophyta, Magnoliopsida, Celastrales, Celastraceae. Bases 280 to 1707 code for a protein of 475 amino acids. Gene Ontology annotation, biological process: response to red or far red light; negative gravitropism.